CGAAACUUCGCAGCUUAACGGAAAGUGUGAUUGAAAAACUAGUAUCUAAUGAAUGCAAGAAACGAUUGGAUACGUCUUGGCCAAUUUGUGAUUCGUGUCGUUUACAUGCAAAUAAGUUGAAUCUUUCGGACAAUGAGAAACGUAUAUUGUUAGAAAAUGUAGGGCUGCGUGAGCGAACGCCAAAGGAAUCACAACAACGACAACGACUCUCAACAACGAGGAGUAAGACUAGCAUCAGGAUGGCUUCCGAAUGUGUUCGCGAAACCGAAGGAGAUCUGUUCGCGGCUCCCAAAGACCAUUCGUUGGCACAUUGCGUGGCAGCAGAUUUGAAGAUGGGCGGAGGAAUAGCGGUUAAGUUCAAACAAGUUUUCAAACGAGUCGACGAGUUAAAGGCCCAGAAGGCGGGUGUCGGUGGUAUGGCAGUUCUUAAGGACGAUCAACGCUACAUAUAUUAUUUGGUCACGAAGAAAGCAUCAUAUGAUAAACCGACCUAUGAUGAUCUAUCGAAGUCAUUGAAGGCAAUGAAGCAGCAUAUGACCGACAAUGGAGCAAACAAACUAGCAAUUCCCCGCAUUGGAUGCGGCAUCGACGGAUUAGAGUGGCCUAAAGUAAAAAGUAUUUUAAAUGACACAUUUGGAACCGAGGGUAAUUUUGAAAUCGUGGUUUAUAAUUUUGUUCCCAAAUAGAUUUUGAACUAUCUUAAUUAGAAGUGCGAUAGACUAGUGGUAAAGUUCCUUAAAUCAACUCUCCUCCAAUAAAAUAAUCUCGAAACUUCUAAUAACGUUAUUCGAUAGAGUACAAUUCAUCAAA
Topomyia yanbarensis is the source of this 810-nucleotide messenger RNA. Its product is annotated as ADP-ribose glycohydrolase OARD1-like. Gene Ontology annotation, biological process: peptidyl-glutamate ADP-deribosylation. The transcript is spliced from 3 exons. The record is from RefSeq and is a predicted model, not a curated record. The coding region runs from base 240 to 686 and encodes 148 amino acids. NCBI's taxonomy places the organism in Eukaryota, Metazoa, Arthropoda, Insecta, Diptera, Culicidae.